This is a messenger RNA of Myxocyprinus asiaticus (Chinese sucker), 1763 nucleotides long. RefSeq names its product bactericidal permeability-increasing protein-like. The record is from RefSeq and is a predicted model, not a curated record. The transcript has 16 exons. Gene Ontology annotation, molecular function: lipid binding. Lineage: Eukaryota; Metazoa; Chordata; Actinopteri; Cypriniformes; Catostomidae. The coding region runs from base 140 to 1564 and encodes 474 amino acids.
AAUUAGUGUUGUGAAGUGAAGUGUCUUUCUUCCAGUUUCACUCAGUCCUCUUGUUGAACACAAUACAGAUAGUUCAUGCAUCCAGAGAGGAAGAGGCAUGCCAUUUAGUACUUCACACAUGUUCAAGGCAUAAGUGGAAAUGUUGUUCGUUUGGUGUGUUCUGGCUCUGUUGACCAUAGUGCCAGAGGCUACAGGCACCAAUGCUGGAGUUAAAGUCAAACUAACUCAGACUGGACUUGAAUACAGUCGACAGAUUGGAAUUGCCUCAAUCCAGCAGAAGCUCAGAACCAUCAAAUUGCCAGACAUAAGUGGCACAGAAACCGUGCAUCCUAUUGGAAAAGUCCAGUAUAGUUUUACAGGGAUGCAGAUUGUAAACCUAGGACUACCCCAAUCAGCACUGGGGUUAGUUUCUGGCACUGGAAUCAGUCUUUCAAUUAACAAUGCCUUCAUCAAUCUGCAUGGCAACUGGAGAGUCAAAUACCUCAGGAUCAUAAAAGACAGUGGAUCAUUUGAUCUGGCUGUGAGUGAACUGACCAUUAGCACCACUAUUGCAGUCAUGAGUGAUGACACUGGCCGCCCAUCAGUCAGCAUGACCAACUGUGCAGCAACUGUGGGGAAAGUCAGCAUCAAGUUUCAUGGUGGGGCCAGCUGGUUGUAUAACCUCUUCAGUUCCUUCAUUAAAAAGGCCCUACACAAUGCUCUGCAGAAACAGAUCUGCCCCCUGGUGGAGGAUUCCAUUGCUGAUAUGAACCCCCACCUGAAAACUUUAAAUGUUUUAGCCAAAGUAGACAAUUAUGCUGAGAUUGAAUACUCCAUGGUGGCAUCUCCAGUCAUUUCUAAUACCUCCAUUGACUUGGGUUUAAAGGGUGAAUUUUACAACAUCGGACAACACAAAGAACCCCCAUUCUCCCCCACACCAUUCUCAAUGCCUUCCCAGGACACUAACAUGCUGUACAUUGGAUUAUCUGCCUUCACGGCCAACUCAGCAGGUUUUGUUUACCACAAUGCUGGGGCACUCAGCCUAAACAUCACUGAUGACAUGAUUCCCUCUGGUUCUCCAAUUCAUCUAAACACAAGGACAUUUGGAGUUUUCAUUCCACAAAUUGCAAAAAUGUAUCCUGGUCUGAUGAUGAAGCUGCUGGUUAAGACAGUGAAGGAGCCCACCCUUACAUUUGAAUCCAACAACGUUACUGUUCAAGCCAGCAGUACAGUGACAGCUUAUGCUAUCCAGCCCAACAACACUCUGUCUUCUCUCUUUGUCCUUAAUCUGGAGGGCAGUGUCAGUGCUCGCAUAUAUGUGACUGAACUCAAACUAGCAGGAGCUGUAACCCUUAACAAAAUUGACAUGAGCUUAGCAAAAAGCUACGUGGGACCAUUCAAGGUCACAUCUCUUGACAAUAUCUUCACAAUGGUCUUGAAAGUUGCUGUGAUUCCCAAGGUUAAUGCUAGAUUAGAGGAAGGUUAUCCACUUCCUGCCAUUGGGAAGAUGCAGCUUAUAAACACUCAACUUCAGGUUUUGAAGGACUACUUGUUGAUUGGAACAGACGUUCAGUUUACAGGAUAAAUCUCACCUAAGAUGUUUGAAUAUUUUAUAAAUAAUAAUAAAGAUAGACAGCUGAAGAAAAGAUUUUUGCAAAAUGUGAUUUAUAGAGACAUACAAAGCAUUUACAACUGUUAAAUUCCUAUGUGCUUUGUAUUUCAUACAUGUUUUAAAUAAACUUGGAGGGCACUUUUCUCCCAAUAAUUGUUCAUUGCUUUAAUUA